GUGAGUCUGGUAGUCGAGCGGCAUCCACGUAGCAGACGAAAGAAGGCCUGUCUGUCUGUCUGUCGCUGCUGGCUGUCAAGGUGUCCGGAUUUACCUGUUUGUUACGGGACUGUCUAACAUUGCCUGCGUGCCCGGGUAAUGUGGAGGUCAUCCCCAGAAGGCACAGAAGCAGGACAUUAGGAGGUCGGUGUGCAGACUGAGUGAACAGCUGGUCCACCCUUUCUGUGAGUUUGGCAACUACAUUACGUGAGGACUUGACCAUUAUAGACAUGGCACUGGUGGGUGACUAGGACAGGAGUGAAGUGGUACCCCCCACUCCAUGUCCUGCACAGAGAUCUUUGGCUUUGUGCUGAAUGAGGCACUGUGUCACGUCAGCCGCCGUCCUACCAAACACAACCCUGCCAUGUUCUCUCACCUCUCAGAUGCUCUGCAGGCAGCUGCUGAUAUGGUGGCGCCACCAUGUCCCCGAGUGGAGGAUCUUCGUUACCACUGGACACAGCUCUCCAUUGUGUGCCAGCGGUGCCAGCAUGCAGAGGGCCAAAAGCCGGCUGUUGAGGAAACUCAUAUCCCUCGACAUCUGCUCCAGAUGCUCAGGGCACUAGUGGCAGAGGAACGGGAGCAGGGUGUGGUGGGUCCUCUAAGCCCCUGCAUGGAGUAUUUGGUUCAAGAGAAGGUGUUGGCAAUGCUAGCUUCCCAUGCCAAGGCUGACUGCCCACUGGGAAUACGACAGCAUGCCUAUGUCUUUCUGGUGGGAGUGCUCAACCACCUCCAUCAUUCCCACCUCCACCAUGCACCCAUACACAAGCCUCUCCAGGCAAUGGUUCAGACCAGCUGUGAGAUGAGAGCCUCGCCAUAUGAAGCAGAAGAGAUGGAGUUCUUGUCUAUAUUGUGUGAAAAGAUUCGCCAAGACAGCAGCAUUAUCUUGCUUUACAUACAGCCAUGUGCCAUGACUGGUGGACAGACAGGCAGCUUCCCUUCAGAGGACAGUCUUCCCCCAACCCCAACCCAUGAGGGAACCACAACCAGAGUUAUCACCACUGCUGCCACUGCCAGCAGUGAUGUCAGUGCCUCCUCUUCAGAGGCCGGAGAACAGAAACCUCAACCAAAGUUUCCACUCAUUGAUGCUCUUCUCAACCUGUGCCACAGUGCAGACAGCAAAAUUUCAGGGACAGCCCAUGAAUGUCUAGUGAGCCUAGCCAGUGUCCGGGAAGCUUGGAGCAGCACUACCAUUGCACGACACACACUCCUCCCCCAUUAUCUUGUUACCAGGCUGGUCACUUCAUCUGAUGCCAUACCUGCAAUUACAGAACCUGCUCUCAUAGAAGAUGUUUCUUUGUCUAACUCCACCAGGAGUGAAUCUCAGGAGAACAGUGACAAUGAAGAAGAGGAGGAAGUUGGUGAGUUCCCAGGAAAGAAAGAAAUAGUCACAUUCCUGCAUUGGCUCACCUUCUGUGACAAGAUGGUGAGUGUGAGUGAUGGAUUUGUUGGGUCCAGCAUCUGUACUACUGUGAGGGAGGCCUUCCUGGAUGGACCAUUGAGGAGUGGUCUUUCCAGCCUGGAUGAAGACACUCGCUCCCUGCAUCUGGCCCUGGCUGCCAAGAUUGUUAUCUCCGUGUCAGCUCCGAUGCUGGUUAAUGCAAUCAUUGGGUGGCUGACAGAAGAUGAUCUGGAGGGGACAGAGGGAAGUAUAAGGAACCUUUUGUUGCAGCAGUGUCGGCAGCCUCCACAUCACCUUCAGAUACAGGCACUUAGACUGCUUCAAGUAAUGCUUGAGAAACCGGGCAGCUUAGCUGUCCAGGCCUUGGUUCUGAACUACAUGUGUGGCCGAAACUACCAUGACUCCUCUGCUGCUGAGCACCAGCAGAGUUCUUGGUCGGAUGAGGAAGAUGAGCGGUACAAGCAUAGAGAAGGUGAAAGAUCUCCUGAUUCUUUGCCCAUCAGUAGGACUCUUGCUCCAGCAAACAUCAGUAAGAUUGUGAAGAGAUUCUUGACACUAGUGCCUGAGGAACUGAGAUCCACCACCAAGGAUGACUUUGAGAGCUACAUGGCUGAUGCACAAAGGCAGUACAGAGAUGUCUGCAGGUCAUGUGCACCAUUUGGAUGGCCAAGGGAGGCAGUCACCCCAGAGUGUCCUUCUGACUCUUCCUCUACGGCAUCUCGUGAGUCGCGGCCUGAAGCAGAGACCAACACCUUCUAUGAAGGUCCUUUCCUUAAUAUGCUUAUGGACUUCCUUGAUCACCUGCCAGAACAGGACUAUGACAUCAACUUGCAAAUAACAUCACUGGUGGCCACUUUAGCACUGUUGCCACACCCACACCUUCAUGAGUACCUGCUCAACCCCACUCUCACUUUGAAUGGUGGAGUGCGCACACCUUACACUGUGCUGGGUCAGGUGGUGGCCCGCAUCCAUCAGCCAAUUGUGGAACGAGAGGACUACGUGGAUCACCUGCGGGUCACCAGGUACCAGCUCCUUGGUACCAUGGAGGACUUUGAUUUUGAGAGAGAUGUGGAUGACCGCAAAUUUGAGGCAUUAAUUGUUAUUGAAGAAUUUGCGAAAGAGCUUGCGUCCAUUGCAUAUGCCAAGUACAGUAUAGAGAGUGGUAUGUGGUGAACUUGUCAAACUGAAAGGUUACUUGAAUUUUUUUGUGUGAUGGUCUUGCCAAUUUCCUCAGAUGUUAUUUAUUUGAAUUUUUCUCCAAACAUUUAUAUUUUUAUAAUGUUGGAUAAGGUUUCUUCUUAGUUUAAUUGGGUUAAUUUACUUCCAGGGUUGUCUGCCUUCUUUUCUUUGUGCAAGAACCUCAUAAUUUUAUCUUGGUGGUAUUCUAGAAUGUUGCCAGUGUCCCCUGCAAAACUCAGCAGAUCCUAAGCACAAUUGUUCUUGAGAAAAUAUGCAGCCCAGAGUAUGAAAACAGUCCAUAGGUUCCAAAGUUAAGGAGAAGAUAAUGAGCUGAAAUAAUAACAAGGAGGCUAGGAACAUAUUAAAUACAUUGAAAGCCAAAGAGGUUUGAAAAGAAAUCAUGAUUCUUCUCUCUCUCUCUCUCUCUCUCUCUCUCUCUCUCUCUCUCUCUCUCUCUCUCUCUCUCUCUCUCUCUCUCUCUCUCUCUCUCUCUCUCUCUCUCUCUCUCUCUCUCUCUCUCUCUCUCUCUCUCUCUCUCUCUCUCUCUCUCUCUCAUUUACUGCAGCUGAUAGAAAAAUUUAUUUUACUGUGUUCUUAAGUGUCUGGUCAGUGAAUGCAAAGCACAUAGCGAUAUCCUUACUGUAGAUGAUGAGGCAGUGUGUGCUGCAGUUCCCACCUGACCACAAGUCAUGUCCGAAGUAUGCUUUAUGAUUAAUCAGUCACAUGCUUGUAUCACAGAGUUAAAAAUAUAUUGAGCUUAUGUAUCACAUUAAUCUGACAUUUUUUACAGUAAUACUUCUACAGUAAAAUCCCUCUUAUCCGGCAUCAACGGGACCGCCGACAUGCCGGAUACUUGAAUAUUGCCGGAUAUUUGAAUAGAAGUGAAAUUAUAUCCACAAUCACCACCCUACACUCACGCAUCUUACCAUAACAAAGAUCAGCUGAUCUAAUCAGCAGCUGAUCUGAUCAGCUGCUUAAGUAUAAAUACAACACGCUUCCUCUUUUCUACAACUUUAGGCAUGAUGAAGGCGUCAGGCAAUAAACAGUGCACACGCGGGACUGAGUCACUGAGUAAACACAGUGCACUGGGCCGCGGGUGGCGCGAAGCAGUGCGCUCUGGUGGCGAGGGGACAAAGUAUGCCUCGUGUGGGAAUUUUAAUCGAUUUUAUGAGUACACAUUGAUUUUUUAUUGAUUUUAAGGCUCGGGGAAAAAUGUGCCGGAUACUCGAAUGCCGGAUAAGAGGGAUUUUACUGUAUAUGUAAAUCAUAUACACUGCAUGCCAUCUUUUGCACUGUGUCUGUUUAUUUUAUUCAAGUUGUCUAUAGAAAUAUGUGAAGUGUUGAUAGAAAUGAUUAAGAGUGGAGGUGAGGUUAGCUUCCUUUAGUAUUAUAACUUGAGGAUAUAGAACACAACUUGAUCAUAUAGAGCACAUCUCCCCCAGAAAAAUUUAUUGACUUAGUCAUAUUUUGAAGUACUUAUUUAUUUAUCUAUAUUUUCAUAGAGAUCUGAUCAUAUUAAUAACCAAAAAUUUUGGUUGAGCUAUCUCAUGCAUCUUACUGUACCUAUUACAAAUGUAAAGAAAAGUUGUGAUUUGACUGCACAUAUCUAUGUUACAACAGGAAGUAGAAGCUGGUGGUAUAUAUAUAUAUAUAUAUAUAUAUAUAUAUAUAUAUAUAUAUAUAUAUAUAUAUAUAUAUAUAUAUAUAUAUAUAUAUAUAUAUAUAUAUAUAUAUAUAUAUAUAUAUAUAUAUAUAUAUAUAUAUAUAUAUAUAUAUAUAUAUAUUUGAAUCUCUUGUUUGAUUUGUUUCUCAGAUUUCACUGGUUUCUUUUCAGCUUUGUCUUUUGUAUUGACUUUAUGGGUAUUCUGAGACAUUUAGUGUCUUGAAAAUUUUUAUGGUUAUGUGCAAGCUUGAAUUUCUAACACUGGUCUAUUUGCAUUUUAAAUGGAGACCAGUUUGUGUUAGUAUCAUUCCUGUUGGAUCAGUUUACACUUAGAAAACAAAUGAGCCUUGAUUUGCAGAACAUGCUGCACAACCUUUUUUUUUUUUAUUUUCUUUUUAGUUUAACAAAGUGCAAAAAUGAUUCUUUUUAUUCAUUAUAUACUUAAUCAUUUGUGAACUCAUUUGUGCUGCAUGAAGCAAAAUUUGUUCACUUAUUACUAUGUUCAUUGAACAUUUGCUCCUCAUAGGAAAAAAACAUUACUCUGUCUCUUGAGGUUCUGGAGUGGUUUCUCAAAGAUGGCUGAAGUUCAUUGGGAGACAGAACACCACCAGCAUUGCUAGGCUGGUGGCUGGUGAAUGCCUGACUCGGAGAACUUGUGGUGAGGCUGAGUGCUGCUUGAUGCGCUUUGCUAUCUGCCACUGACUGUAUAAAUGCAUGAAAAACUAUAAUUUUUAAUAUAUUCAAGAAUAUUAUCUAUAUCCUUUAGGUAUAGUAUUUAUAUGAAUAUCAUGAAAUUAUAUUAUAUAAUAUCUGAAAACCUGUACCAUUACUGUGGUAGUUGCAAACUUUGGCAGUGGUUGAGUAAGCAGUAACAAUGAUCCACUCCCAAGCAUAUAAUUCUUGACACCAUCAUUUAGCUCUACACUUUAGACUAUUUUGCUUUUGGUUUUCAUUUCAAAUUCUUUCAUACAGCUGUCUCCUUGUACCUUAUGUUGGCUUGUAAUUACACAAAAUAAUUUCAAUAUGUCAUCCAUCUUAGAAGAUGAUAAUUUAGAAUUUCUUUAGAUUUUUUCAGGAUAUUUUAUUGUGAAACUGUAAUUUUCACUAACACUAACUUUGAGUUUCCAGCAAAUGCACUGCACAACCAUUGAGUUAUUUGUCAUAGGAAGAAAAAGAAUUUAUCAAGGCUGUCUAUGAGCAAUAGUGGAAAAUACUGCAGCAUCUGUGAUAUGGUAAUGAGGUACAUAAAUUACUUAUAUAUAUUAAAGAAUUUGGAUUUUCACUCAGUCCCCAGAACUCAAAUCGUUGUUAAUGGUUGAGGAGGCUGUACUCAAGUGAUCCACAUACAGAAGUGGAGGACAAAGCUACGCAUUCAAGUCUUGCCAGUGACAGUGAUUGUUAAAUGACUGAAAAUCUUGUGUGUGUUGGUUCAGUUGUAAUUAAUCAUGUGGGGCAUUAGAAAGUUGGUACUGACCCUCAAGAAGAGGCACUCUGUGACCUGACUCAAAGCAGAACCAGAAAACUAUCAAAAUGAAAAUAAAGACAAAGUACAGAUUUCAGAUUUGUGGAUAUUGAUUGGCAUUUGAUAAAAUGAUAGAAAAUCAUAGGAGAAUGAAGAAAAUGGUGUGGAGAGUUGAAUGCUUGUCAUAAUAUGGAAACAAAAACUUUUUGCUCCAAAUUUGCCAUUUUGCACUUUGCUGUUUAACACAGUAUUUGGUUUAGCAGAUCUGAACUAAUUUCGUACAUAAUUAUUUGGUCAGGGAAAGUCUAAGUGUCUAUGGAACAUGUAGAUAAAAACAUUAUGUGAUGAAGUAGUGUGUACCUCUAGCAUUUUAAUUUUUAUAAAAAUUAAUAGAAAUUAGUGAAAAGUAAUAUAUUUUUAAAAAUAUUUUGAUAGUAUACUCACUAGUAUUUGUAAAUCAGAUGGACUCAUUUUCAGAAUUUUAAUAUGGUCAUACCUGGCAAAGGGUGAUGGAAGGCAGUAUUGUGCUUUUGUGUUUCAUUCAUUAUCAUUGUGAGUGAAAUCAUAAGUUGUAGUAGGAGAGGAAGUCCAUUUGGAAGGUGAAAUAAUAGUGUGAAAGAGGUGCUGGUAAAGGAACACAGACUGAAUGACCAAGGAGGGAGUGGGUGGACAGGGAGAUGUGGAAGCUGUUUUGUUGGGGCCAUACCCAUGGGAGCGCUGGAAGGAGUGAGGUGUCAGAGACUGAUAUAUAGGAGCACUGAUAGAUGCAGCACACUUUUCUGUUGAUAAUCUCCAGGCUGACUGAACCUUUCAUAAAAAGUCUGCACUAUUGAUUUAUGACAAGUUGAGGAUGGCAAAUAACUAAGGUGUACAGCAAAACAGUGGAGGGCUUCAGACCAGCUGAGUGUAACAUUUUACAUUAAGCUUGUUAGGUAAAUAUGGUUUCAUGAAACUUCUUUUAAGUUUGUUAUAUGUAUUUAAGAUUUAUAAAGACUUCAAUAUUUAUACUAUUUUUCUAGGAAUACAUACUUGCAUCAUAAGUUAAUGAUGAUUUCACUUGUUCAUGUAACAAGUAAUAAGAAAUUGAAAGUUUUAGUACUUGACCUUCACUCAUGAAUCAAGUAGCCUCACAAGCCAGCUGAAUUUGUUUUGUAGUUUUUGUAUGUUGUAAGAUUAAUCAAAAUAAUUGUAUAAAAUAUAUACAUAUCUUGUAUGUAUCUUAAAAUUGUGUGCCAUGUACUAUAAGAAGUCAGUUUUGUUUUAGUUUUUACACUCUUCAAAUUAAAUAUUGUUUACUAUUCAUAUAAAUAGCAUAAGUCCAUAUUAAUUUCUGUAUGACACAAAGUGUGUUCAGUGUCUGAUUCUAUUCCUUAGAGACCAAUGUUUGGCAGAGUGGUGAUACAGGCACCAAGUGAUUUAUGUAGACUUACACCAUGAACCAGUUGUUGUCAGGCAGUCAGUGUGUGUGUGGUUGUGUAACAUGUGCUAUUGACAUUUUCAUUUUGUGAAUCAUCAUGGAAUACUUUAGGUUUACUGCAUCAAAUUUUCUGUUAAGCUUGGUGAUAAUCAAGCUGAAGCAAUGUGUUUGGCUUGACAAGCUUUUGGCAACGAUACUAUGAAGCUUACAGAAUUUGAGGAAUGGUUUCUUUGGUUUAAGUUUGAUCAAACACUGGUGAUUGUUAGCACAAGUGGCUUGAUGUUUAGAAGUCAUGCAUCUGGCAGUUGCAUCAUGACAAUUCUUGGGCAUAUUCUAUGCACCUGAUCCAGGAUUUCUUGGCUAGGCAUGCAGUUCCUUAGAUCAUCAGACUCUCAACUCUCAGACUUGGCCCCAUGUUAUUUCUGGCUGUUCCUCAAGCCCUAGAUGGUGCUCAAAGGAUCCUGAUUUGAGAAGUAAGAGAACAGCACAAAGAACAGUGAUAUAUUUGGUAGUCAUUGAAAAAAACAGGACUUCUAGAAAUAUUUCCUGUAAUAAAAAAAAAAAAAAACUGAUGGGAUAAAUGAGAGGCAUCACAAAGGAAUUUGUAGUUUCUGGACUCCAAAAGUGCAGCUAUGCUUCACCUGGCCUUCAGAUGGGUACUUUUAAUCAGAAAGUUGAAUAUUUUUUGAGGUGGUAAUUGAUUUGGUUUGAUGGUUACUACUGUAAGUAAUUGGUGAAGGGUGAUUUUUUUUUUUUUUUGAGAGAAAAGCCAGAGUAUUAAGAUUUUAUGCUUUGUUUUUAUAAUUGGUAAUGGUACUAGAUAAAUUACCUAAUACUUAAGUUACACUGAUUUGUUGCAGUAUAAAAACAUCUUGCACUGUUUUCUUGCUCUUUCUUGAAUGUGGCAGCUAAUUCUAUCUGUAAUAAAAAUAUAAAGUAAGUCUUGAAAAGAACAAUUUGAAAAGAAUUAAGCUUUAAAAAACAUUACUGAAUGUAACUUUCUGAAGUACUGUGACUUAGAGAAUAUAACUUUCCAUAUUUUUUUUAUAUUUCUGUUAAGUGUAUGAGUUAUAUGUGAGAGUUAUCGCAAUAACGAUAUCGAAUUAUCAGUUAUCCAAUUAUUAUUUUUCCCGUGUUAUUGAUUCAUCAGUGUUGCCGAUACUUUUGGUUCCAGACUAGUGAUAAUCAAUAAUUUUAGUUUUUGGAACAUGAGCAUGUUAAAUUUUAAUUUUUAAAAAACAAAUGUAGUUAUUUUACUGAAAACAGUACUGUUCUUUAGUGCAGAGACAGGGUAAACACUGAAUUUGAAUUUUUUCAAAGAUUUUUCUAAGGUUUCUGAAAUAAAAAUAAAGAUUUGGAUUUAUCAAUUUUUUAUUUUUUAUUGAUGCUGUAUAUCAAUAUUGUUAUCACUAGUAUUGGAAUUUUGGAUUUAUCAAUUUAUUGGUUAUUAGUUAUCAGGCAAUACAUUUAUUGCUGGUUAUCAAUUAUUGCUCAUCACUGAUAAAGUUAUUGUUACUGAUUCAUUGGUUAUAGUGAUAAUAAUUUUUUUUUCAUGCUUGGCUGAGAUAUAUAUAUAUAUAUAUAUAUAUAUAUAUAUAUAUAUAUAUAUAUAUAUAUAUAUAUAUAUAUAUAUAUAUAUAUAUAUAAUGUACUUGAUAUCUACCCCAAAGACUUGAAGCAAAUAAAUGAAAGAUAUGCAUACAACUACCAUUCACUAAACUUUUUAUUUAUAUUUUUCUUUAUAAAUAAAUUAGUGUGGUUAUCCUACAAGUAUGAAGCCCCUAGCAUUACACCUGACUUGUAAAGCAUCAUUAGCUUAUCUUUACACAAGAAUCUGUAUUAUUCCUAUAAUAUAUAAUAUACACAUUUAAUAAAAUUACAAUAUUGUAAAAGUACAAAUAUCACAUUAUGAAGUAUUUUUGUGUCAACACUGGCUUCAGGUUUUUGCAGUACUACAUAGUAAAGACUAGGCAGGAAAGCAGCUGAGGAAACUAAAUACACUUUACUCAUGCAAGAUAAGCCCAGUUUACUGUGCUGUGGCAAUGUCUGUCAAGGAGUCUUGCACAGUGCUAUUGUAAACACGUUACCAUUUCCCUGUUCUGUUCAUAUAAUGAUGGACUAGUUAUAUAAGUAUGCUAAUCUUUGAGACAAUAAAGAAUACUGUGAUAAAAAUAA
Scylla paramamosain (green mud crab) is the source of this 9334-nucleotide messenger RNA. Its product is annotated as FHF complex subunit HOOK interacting protein 2A-like. NCBI's taxonomy places the organism in Eukaryota, Metazoa, Arthropoda, Malacostraca, Decapoda, Portunidae. The transcript is spliced from 17 exons. The record is from RefSeq and is a predicted model, not a curated record. The coding region runs from base 320 to 2611 and encodes 763 amino acids.